Messenger RNA from Drosophila albomicans, 532 nucleotides. RefSeq lists its product as uncharacterized. NCBI's taxonomy places the organism in Eukaryota, Metazoa, Arthropoda, Insecta, Diptera, Drosophilidae. The transcript has a single exon. The coding region runs from base 139 to 531 and encodes 130 amino acids. The record is from RefSeq and is a predicted model, not a curated record.
AAUCCCAUCGGGCAGGGAUUUUCCUAGCGACAACGCGAACGAAUGAAUGAAUCUCUCUUGCGGGUAUAAAAUCAACUGCACAUUGUCAAAGGCCAUUUAGAAGCCAAGGCAACGUUGUCGCAAACAGUUCUCUCCGCCAUGAACACCUCCGUCUCGUCUCGUAACGCAACUCUUUUGCUCCGCAUCAGUUGCCUCAUCUGGUUGCUAGCCAUCGAUGUGAAUGCCGCUGUCAGUGCCAAUGCGCUGAGCGCCAACAGAUUGCUAAAGGAGCCCCUGCCGCUGGCACUUCAAGUGAGGAUUCGACAGUGUCGCCAGCGUUGCUAUCAACAGACUCUAGCGGAGCAAACGCCGCCAGCUUUGUGCCGAAGUCGCCCCGAUUGCUACAUGUGCCACGACUACUGCCGUGUCCUGGUCAUCGCUGAGUGGAGUCUGGCCGCCGCCAUGUGUGCCGAUCGUAACUUCUGCAGCCGUGGAUGCCGCACCGCCUGCCAAUUCCAUCGUCACUAUACGACGUCGAAGGGCGGUGAUUAGA